Molecule: messenger RNA, 2041 nt
Organism: Zonotrichia albicollis (white-throated sparrow)
Lineage: Eukaryota; Metazoa; Chordata; Aves; Passeriformes; Passerellidae
Source: RefSeq, a predicted model, not a curated record
UUAAGGCAAUAAAAAAUGGGAUUUUUGAGGGGUUUUGAAGGGAUUUUCCUGCUGUUUCCCCCCCCCCAGGAGCCCUGUCCCCAAAAAGCCACCCUGGCCAAGGUGGUGCCGACCCCCAACAAUGGCUCCGUGGAGUUGGUGCCAAUCCACAGGGAGCAGGGUGAGGAUGGGCAGGAAGCGCUGAGCUUUGAAUUCCAGAAGAUCAAAUAUUCCUAUGAAAUCCACGGGAAAAAACAAUUUCUGCCCGUGGCAUUCCCUGUGGAGCAUCCCUUGGGAUUCUACCAGAAUUCCAGAGGCUUCCAGGAGGAGCAGGAAAUCCGAGAGGCCGAGAGGAAAUACGGGAAUAACAAGGCAGAAAUGGUGGUGCCAGAAUUCCUGGAGCUGUUCAAGGAAAGAGCCACGGCUCCGUUCUUCGUGUUCCAGGUGUUCUGCGUGGGGCUGUGGUGCCUGGACGAGUUCUGGUACUACAGCGUCUUCACCCUGUCCAUGCUCGUGGCCUUCGAGGCCUCCCUGGUGCAGCAGCAGCUCCGCAACCUCUCCGAGAUCCGCAGGAUGGGCAACAAGCCCUACAUGAUCCAGGUCUACAGGAACCGGAAGUGGCGCCCGAUUUCCAGCGACGAGAUCAUCGCGGGGGACAUCGUCUCCAUCGGCCGCUCCCCCCAGGAGAAUUUGGUGCCCUGUGACCUCCUCCUGCUGCGGGGCCGCUGCGUGGUGGACGAGGCCAUGCUGACCGGGGAGUCCGUGCCGCAGAUGAAGGAGCCGGUGGAGGGGCUGAGCCCCGAGCGCGUGCUGGACGUGGGCGCGGACGGGCGCCUGCACGUCCUGUUUGGGGGCACGCGCGUCAUCCAGCACCUGCCGCCGCCGCGCGCCUCGGCCGGCCUCAAACCCGUGGAUAACGGGUGCCUGGCCUACGCCCUCCGCACCGGCUUCAACACCUCCCAGGGAAAGCUGCUCCGGACGAUCCUGUUUGGGGUGAAGAGGGUCACGGCCAAUAACCUGGAGACCUUCAUCUUCAUCCUCUUCCUCCUCGUCUUCGCCAUCGCCGCUGCCGCCUACGUGUGGAUCCAGGGCACCAAGGACCCCCGGCGGAACCAGUACCGGCUCUUCCUGGAGUGUGCCCUGAUCCUGACGUCCGUGGUGCCCCCCGAGCUGCCCAUCGAGCUCUCCCUGGCCGUCAACACCUCCCUGAUCGCCCUGGCCAAGCUCUACGUGUACUGCACGGAGCCGUUCCGGAUCCCCUUCGCAGGGAAGGUCCAGGUUUGCUGCUUCGACAAAACUGGGACCCUGACCAGCGACCACCUGGUGGUGCGAGGGGUGGCCGGGCUCAGGGAAGGCAAGGAGGUGCUGCCAGUGUCAGAAAUCCCCCUGGAGACUCACCGGGCCAUCGCCUGCUGCCACUCCCUGGUGCAGCUGGAGGACGGGAGCAUCGUGGGGGACCCUCUGGAGAAAGCCAUGCUGACAGCCGUGGACUGGACCCUGACCAGAGAUGAGAAAGUUUUCCCGAGGAGUCUAAAAACUCCGGGAAUGAGAAUUCACCAGCGCUUUCAUUUCUCCAGUGCCCUGAAGAGGAUGGCGGUGCUGGCGUCCCUGGAAAACGCCUCCGGAGAAAUCCGAUACCUGGCGGCCGUCAAGGGCGCUCCUGAGACCCUGCACGCCAUGCUAUCCCAAUGUCCCAGCAACUACCACGAGAUCCAUCGGGAAUUCUCACACGAGGGCGCGCGGGUCCUGGCCCUGGGCUACAAAGAGCUGGGAGCCCUGAGCCACCAGCAGGUGCGGGAGAUGAAGAGGGAAUCCCUGGAAUGUGACCUGAGAUUUGUGGGAUUCAUCCUGGUCUCCUCCCCACUCAAAGCCGACUCCAAGGCCGUGAUCCGGGAGAUCCAGAGCGCUUCCCACCACGUGGUGAUGAUCACAGGGGACAGCCCGCUGACGGCCUGCCACGUGGCGCGGGAGCUGCACUUCCUGCAGAAGGAGAGGAUCCUGAUCCUGCAGCCCCCGGAGCAGCCCGGUACCCGCCGGGAAUAAAACGGGAAUAACACCGGGA